Metschnikowia bicuspidata var. bicuspidata NRRL YB-4993 is the source of this 1410-nucleotide messenger RNA. It is a transcript of the gene EHD3, whose product is annotated as mitochondrial 37S ribosomal protein mS47. The transcript has a single exon. Gene Ontology annotation, biological process: L-valine catabolic process. Lineage: Eukaryota; Fungi; Ascomycota; Pichiomycetes; Serinales; Metschnikowiaceae. Gene Ontology annotation, cellular component: mitochondrion. The record is from RefSeq and is a predicted model, not a curated record. Bases 1 to 1410 code for a protein of 469 amino acids. Gene Ontology annotation, molecular function: 3-hydroxyisobutyryl-CoA hydrolase activity.
AUGGCGUCAACUUCCGGCCACGUCGCGGACGACGUGUUGUUCACCAACAAGAACAUGGCCCGUGUAAUCACGCUCAACCGGACCCACAAACUCAACUCGCUCAACACGCUGAUGGUGCUGAAAAUCGUGCCGCGCUUGACCGAGUACGCCAAGCUGGACGUGUGCAACUCCAUCAUCUUGACAUCCUCCUCGCCCAAGGCCCUCUGUGCUGGCGGCGAUGUGGCCGAAUGUGCGCUGCAGAUCUUACAGGGCAAUCCGCUGUACGCCAUGGACUUCUUCCAGCAAGAAUACAACAUGAACUUCUUGAUUGCCACGUACUCCAAGCCAUGUGUGGCCAUUAUGGACGGUGUCACCAUGGGUGGCGGUGUCGGGCUUUCCGUGCACGCGCCCUUCCGCGUUGCCACGGAAAACACAAAGUUGGCCAUGCCGGAGAUGGACAUCGGCUUUUUCCCUGAUGUUGGAACGACGUUCUUUUUGCCUCGUCUCGACGACAAGCUAGGCUACUACUACGCUUUGACGGGUGAGGUCUUGAGCGGCGCAGACGCAUACAUGGCCGGCUUUGCCACACACUACGUGCCCGCUGAGCGCCUUUCGCAAAUGACUACUCGUAUCUCGAACCUCAACCCCCCUGUGAUUAACGGCUCUGCUAAUGAAGCCUCUAACCUCCGGUCUCAAAAGGACUUCUUUGUGCAGAUGAACUCUGUUAUCGAAGAGUUCGCCCUGACAAAGUUGCCUGAGAACUACAAGUUCCACUUGUCUGCCGAGGAUAUUUCCCUCAUCAACAAGUCGUUUUCUCAAAAGUCUUUCGAGGAUGUGCUUGCGUCAUUCAAAAACUCCGGUACCGAGUUUGGCCUCAAGACUUACGAGCGCUUGGCCGCCAAGUCUCCCACGUGUGUGCGCGUCGCUUUUGAGUUGUUGAACCGUGGCCUCGAGAACACACUUCAAAAGCAGUUGGAGUUGGAAUUGAUCACCUCCACCAACAUGAUGAAUGCCAAGCCCGAAGUAAACGACUUCGUCAAGGGCGUGAAGCACAAGCUCCUUGACAAAAUCAAAGAGCCUAGCUUGCCGGAGUGGGCUGCAUACGAUGCGUCCCGUGUCCAGAAACUCACUUCUUCAUCCGUUUACACUGCCAUGCUUUCCAAGCCCAUGAUCAAUAACUUCUUUGGAGUUAACUUCAAGAACUACAUCUUUAACAUGGGCUUACCUACAAACGGGCAGAUUCAUGAUUACAUCGUGGGUCAAGAUGGCUCCAACAGAUCGUACUUGCCCACGCCAAGCGAGGUCGUCAAGCACUUCGAGGCAAAGACUCACCAAAAGUUGGGAGUAGCUGACAAGGUGAAACGCGUGUUGGCCGUGCAUGGCGACUCGUCCCAGUACGAUAAUAAGUACGUGACCUGGAAGGACCAGUAG